UUUCGCUUGUGGACCCUCUCUCUCUCUGUUUUGCUUUGAGUCCUUAUAAGGUAGAGUUUGUAUAACUUAUUGGGAAUGAGGGAAAAAGAAAGGCCACAAAAUUAUCAUAGCAUAAGCUGCGCGCAUGUUCUCUUCCUCAUCGAUUUCCUCUGCCAAUUUUUCUUCGAUGCUCUCUUUUAAGCAUAAAUUCUCUGCUCUUAUUCAUUAUUGAUCGUUACCAUUGUUGUAAAGAGGCCAAACUGGACAUCUCCAUCGCCUGUUUUCUUUCUUUCUUUCUUUCUUUCCACUUCCAAACAACUACUUUCUUUUUGCCCACAGAAAACAACACCCUCUCCGCUGGCCCAAUAUACAGACAAUUAUCAGCAGGGUGACCAAUAACAAUGAGUAGUGAACCCCAUAACUCAGAAACAGAAAGCAGCUCCAACUCAUUAUCAUCCAAUCCACCAUCCCCAUCUUCGCCUGGAGAUAUCAAACUGCAGUCACCAGAGUCCAGAAAAGACAAGCGCAUCCGGGACUCCGCCAAGAAACCAGUAUACCGCGGCGUCCGCAUGAGAAACUGGGGAAAAUGGGUGUCCGAAAUCCGCGAGCCUAGAAAGAAAUCCCGCAUUUGGCUCGGCACUUUCCCUACCCCGGAAAUGGCCGCUAGAGCCCACGAUGUGGCUGCUCUGAGCAUCAAAGGAAACUCGGCCAUACUCAAUUUCCCGGAGCUCGCCCACUCACUGCCCCGCCCGGUCUCGCUCGCUCCACGUGACGUGCAGGCCGCGGCGGCCAAAGCAGCCCAGAUGGAUAAGUUCGACUCGCCAUCGUCGUCGUUGUCGUCGCUGGUUUCGGGGAUGGACUUGUCGAAAGAGUCGGAGGAGUUGAGUGAGAUCGUAGAGUUGCCGAGUUUGGGGACGAGUUAUGAGUCAGAGUACUCGGGGAAGGAGUUCGUGUUCGUGGAUUCGGUGGAUGGGUGGGAGAUGUACUCGCCGCCAUGGCUGCAAAGCGUGGAGGAUGGUGGGUAUGCUUGCGAUCAAUUGGCAGUGCCAGAUCAGAAUGGAGCACCAAAUAGCUUUGAAGCUGGUUUAUAUGUGGGAUAUAAAUAUUAGCUUAGUGCUGUAUUUUGUGAAUUUUUAGGUUCCGAAAAGGAAAACGCAUUAAUUUCGUUGCCAUGUUUGUUGCAAAGUGGUAAUUAACAGAUGAAGGCCUCUGCCUCGCACAUGCUUCCUCAUCUCGCAGAUGAAUGCCUCCCCCGGCCCCCCUUUCCAUCUCAUCUCUCUCGAGUAGGAUGUUAUAAAUUAUGAUCAAAUGCACAAAAGUUCCAAGUUUCAUCUUGGAGAAUGAAUCUUGUCUAGCUAAUUCGUUCGUGCUCGUUCCAAAAACGAAAUCCUAUGAAGAUCCUCAUAAAGUGAAGUUGACCAUCUUGUCCGCCACAUUAUUGUGCCUCCCUCGUAUACAGUGAAUAUUCAUUAAGUUUUAACUGAAA
Juglans microcarpa x Juglans regia is the source of this 1465-nucleotide messenger RNA. RefSeq names its product dehydration-responsive element-binding protein 3-like. The record is from RefSeq and is a predicted model, not a curated record. Lineage: Eukaryota; Viridiplantae; Streptophyta; Magnoliopsida; Fagales; Juglandaceae. Gene Ontology annotation, molecular function: DNA binding; DNA-binding transcription factor activity. Bases 381 to 1088 code for a protein of 235 amino acids. The transcript has 2 exons. Gene Ontology annotation, biological process: regulation of DNA-templated transcription.